This is a messenger RNA of Pyricularia oryzae 70-15, 1326 nucleotides long. RefSeq lists its product as uncharacterized. The record is from RefSeq and is a predicted model, not a curated record. The transcript is spliced from 3 exons. Bases 754 to 1224 code for a protein of 156 amino acids. NCBI's taxonomy places the organism in Eukaryota, Fungi, Ascomycota, Sordariomycetes, Magnaporthales, Pyriculariaceae.
GUUUAGCGCAUCUACUUUAAUACACUGGGAGAAACAUCCACCUACGAUUCAACAUCCUCGAACCGAAUGUGAACGUGACGGAGCAGGGGCCAUCAACUAAGGCUCUUUCUUUUCACUUGCUGCCUGCCUACCAAGUAUCUCUUUGCCUACCCUCCUUUACCUUACUUCCUAAACCUGACCCAUAUCUUAAUACUGCUUGUUCUAUAUUUGACCUGCCCGAUUUAUAUUUAUUAUUGCCCGCCAAUUCAUGAAUCGUACAAUAGCAGUGCCGGGUUAUGAUACACCAGGAAUACCUUGACUGCUCAUCGAGUAUCCGUUGGCAAACCGUUAGUCUGAUUCACACGUUUGACGUGCAUAACCUCGCAGUUCCUCUCAAGGAGUUAGACUUUAUCCAGCCUCUUUCUCUCCCGUUCGCUCUAUUUUCUAUCCAUUUUCCCCCUACGUAUCAAAUCUGUUUAUUUUAAAUAUACCCGUAAGAAACUUUCAAGGAUGCCUGAUGUCGAGUCUGAUCAGACGCCGCCGCAAUUGCCACCACCUCGACGGCAGCAGACUGAGGCCAAGACACGAACAAACUUUUUGCCCGCAGAAGUCUCUCAGGCUCUGAGCUUUGGAGCUUUGACAGGAACUGCCGGUGCGCUUGGUGGAGCUAUCAUUGCCGUAUCACGUCACCGCCCAGCCUUGAUAUCUACCGUACUAGGAGGAGCUUAUUGGUUUACUGCAGGCUCUGUGUUCAAUGGUCAGUGUGUUUUCUAAAUGUUGACUAAAUUGAUUGAACCCAUUGAGACACGUAUUUUGUCUGACAUUUCUUUUCAUUCAGGCUCAAGAUCAGCCAUAACUGCAGCCUAUGGAGCGCGGGACCUGAGCGGAAAAGACAAGAUCGUAAUCAGUGGUGCGGCUGGCGCUCUUGCUGGCAUGGCGCAAGGAGCAUUGGCCACGGGUAUACGCUCCAGUCCACCAGCAGCCUUGGCCUUGAUGGUUCUUGGUGCAGGUGGUCAGGCUGUUUCAAACAAGUUGGCUGCGCGAGAGCCGACGCCAGCGUCGAAAGCAGUGUCAAAGCAAGACUGGUUAUCUUCCAAAUGGAGUCCUCUCACACCUCUCACUGACAAGGAGUAUGAGAACAUGCUCCAGGAAAAGAUACUAAAGCUAGAUGCAGAAAUUGCCAUGGUAGACGAUAACAUUGCAGUCUUGCGAGAAAAGCAAAAGUCUACUGAGAACCAGAAAUAGGCCUACUUGGCAUCUGUACAAUUAUAAUACUACUGUACUGUAUUUACUGUGUAUUUACAUAUAUGCAUGUCAAUGUGCGCAUAAAUUAGGGUGUCCUCCGGG